GUGAUCGUCACCAUCACCACCGGACAAACAGUAAUGGCGGACAUGGAUCAUAAACUGCAGUCGUAAUGGAAUGAAAUUAUGAAAGGAUGAGCCAGCUGUAAAGAGUCCCGCAAAUUUCGUGAUUUUUUUUGCAAUUUUAGUCUUCCAAAGGGUGAUUGCCAACAAAUGAAGAAUGAGUGGAGGACACACUCCCCUGGAUGGCAUAAUCUGUCAAGAUUCCAUGUCAUCUCAGGAACUCGAGGGCAGCUCCAAUGAAGACGGAGACAGCAACAACAUCGGAGAGAUCCCACAUCCAUCCAGCCCCCUCCCCCGAUCCAGCUCAAGCCUCACCGUAGAAAACCUCCGUCUUUUUGAGGAAGUGACAGAGCGAAGCGCGGCUGGGAGUCCCAUUGUUCUCCGCUCAGUUCAGGACUCGGUGCGGACUGCCUCGCCCCUUGGGCCAGUCAAAACUGGGCGGGCCUCUCCCGUCAGGGCAGACUCGCGACCCAGCAGCCAGGCUCGAGUGAACACCCCUCCAAGGAUUAGUGCAGAGUCCUUAAGAACUGGAAGCAGUAAGCCUCUACCACCGAUAGGAGGGGAGAAAGCUAACAAUGAUGGGGACGUUGAUCAGGAUGCAAAGAGCAGUUCAACAUCAACCGAUGGAAAAACUAUAAGCACUAAUGGCGACAGGCCAGAGACCAACUCAAGAUUAAGCCAGCCAAGAAUUCUGAGCUACAGACGAGAGCGUACCAGCCUCAAUGACGACACAGACAGAACCAUCCAAACAGCUGAGAGCGUGACAAGAUCCGAGCGAUCCGUGUCCUUCAAAGACGAGUCUGACACAAGAAGCCAAACAAAGUCUCCGGAAAAGGCUACCCGCAGUUCUGUCAAAUCGCCAGCCAUUACGGAAGUUGUCAAACGGAAGAAUCCGGAUGGCACAGAGCGCAUCGGCGUCUCCAUAGCGACAGAGACAGAAUGGAGCUGGCUGGAGAGUGUUGCGCUGGCCGGAAAGGGGGAAGUUGAGCUACAAGAAGCCGAUCAGACCAAGACGCCCCCAAGCAGCGGCUUCCCACGCAAGAGGAGGCAUCGGAAGGGUUCACAGUCCACUGUUGGUUACCACUCCGAGGGAUCUGAUGUCGAGAACGGAGGGUCCAAGUCCCGGGCGGAUAGUUUCUUUGAGGAGGACCAGAAUGAGGACAGCCAGUCGGAGUCAGAGUAUUCCGACGAUGAUGUUGCCCCCUUGCCUACCGACACCCUCAUUCCAAGCAUUGGCCCGCCACGCAUCAUCCAGUACCAGCGCGAGUCAGACAAAGCCGCCGCUUACCCAGAGAGCCCCAGCAAUCGCACCAACACAUCCGCGGGGCCCGGAAUGCAAAGAAUCCCACGGUUUGAUAGCUUCGGUGGCAGUAGAGUCAGUUACUCCUCGGAGAUGGACGAGGAGGACUUGAACGGGGUCUGCGAGUUCUGCCAGCAGGAGUUGAAGAGCUUCCCAACGCCAGAAAUGGCACAGACGAUGACACCGGAUGAAAUCUACUGCUGCGAGGACUACCAGCAGCUAGUAGAGUUCACCCUGACACACAGUCCUGAGGACAAGUACCCCGUGGACGAACUGAUCGACAUCCAGCCCCACGCCCCGUACGGCAGCAAACAAGCGCGAAGGGCGGCCAAGGAACGUGCGGCCGCACGCAUGAGAGACCGGGAGAUGGCUAGACAGAGGGCCGCGGGGGCAAACCAGGCCAACUUCUAUGCCUCCCAUCGCUUAGAAAUCCUGGAUGGAGUUGCACGGCAGAUGAAAACCAUCAACUACCAGCUGUCCUCUCAGAAGUGCCUGGACGAGGGAUGGACAGUCCGACCUCCAACCCCUAAGGAUGAUGAUGGUGGUCCACCGGUAGUCUUCCAACCGGAACCAGUUAUUCCUCCUCCUAUCAUGUCCCAGGCAAGGCAGGGUAUUCGGGACCCUAAGACCGUCCAGAAGUUCUACGACAACGGCAAGCUCUUUAUGCUUAUGUUUCCCGACGGCACUGGCAAUGUCUUCUACCCUUCAGGGAACAUAGCCAUCUUGAUAACAUCAGUGGAGAAGGGUCAGUAUGCAUACCUUGUCUACGAGGACAUACAGAACAACGCCCCGCUCCUGGCCAUGUUUGAACCUAACGGCUGUUCCACUUGCUACCACUCCAACGGCAACAUAAGGAUGAGCCUGGACCAGUACGGUGGCGUCUUCACCGACAGCAAGGGUGCCGUCAAGAAGAAGUGGUCAUGGAAGGACCAGGUGACCCACGUCCACGCUCCGCCAUUCCAACCCAUCUGCUUUGCCAUCAAUAAAGUCUUCAGCGUGCGCUGCAUGGCUCAGGAUCAAGUCUACCUGGCCUUCAACUGCAGCCUGCAGAGCAUUCGCUUCAACGUCGGGGUCAAGUUAAAGCUUGUUGCACCACAGUUGAUCCCAGAAGAGCCCAUUGACGACCAUGCCCUGUACAUGUCAGAGGUCAAGGCAUAUGUGGAACUGAUCUUAGACAAGAUGCACAACAUCCAAAAGUUCUCCAAGUCGCCCAAGCUGGAGAAUCUGAGACCGUCGCUGCGUCUUCAGCACGACAUCGUGCGCAACGAGCAGCUCAAGAACCGACGGGGGAGGAAGUACGUCACCACCAGCGGUGGGAAAGACGCGCCCGUUGUGACAGUCAAUUAAUACAAAAUCAUGUCGGUGCUCCAGCUGUGCUCAAUUAAUUUGUUGACACGCACUAUGCUGUAGAACAAACAAAAUAGGAUGUGAGAAACAAGUUGGCUGUGGCAUUUAGCUAAUAUGACCUUCCAUUUAUGUCCAAAUCAGUUUUAUCAAAUUUGUGUCCCAUUUUUUUUUGGACAUGAGUGCUAGAAUAGUUAGGCCUGGGGUUUCAAGUGUUUAAUAAUCAAAGGCAAUAUCAGAUAUCUGCACUUCAAGUUUGAUUUCACACUAUUCACCAUUUCAAUGGUAAUUUAAAAAGAGCCCCAAUUAUCAAUCAGUGUUUGUGCAAAUGAAACUUCAAUUUUACCCAAUCAGUUAUCCAUAUUGAAAAAGUUUUUUUUAAUUUUUUUUGGAGCUAGUCAAGUUCAUUUAGAUAAGCAUGGCAGUUGAAUCGAUGUGAAGCACACACCAAACGUAACAUGUUUGCUGCCCUCUAUCAACAUCUCUUGCAUUGUCAUCUUUCACAUGGUUGUUUUUUAUCUCAAAUCAUGCAUAGGUUUAAAUUUCAACUGUGGUCCUAUUAACUAAAUAGUUUGCUUUAAAAAAAAAAUAGCAAUCAGCUCACAAAGCUUACAAAUUCAAAACAGGAUCUACGGUCUAGAUUUCAUCCCGAAAGUUGGUACCGUAAACAUGUUUUUAGGGAACACAGCCUGUGUAGAAUUUUAAAAGGAAAAGUAACCAGUGCAAGAUGUUGAUAGGAGACUGUGCUGUAUAAACUUGGCAUUCUAGUAUUUCUUGACAUUCUAGUAUUUCUAGCCUAGAGCUAUAGGCUUUGUAACCGGUAUACAAAGUCUUGUAUUUCCUGCAAGUAAUUGCAAGUUUAUAAAAAGACGUUUGGAAAUCCCCGAAAUUGCCAGGACAAAUCAGUACUUUUUUAUAUUUGUCCAUUUGUUGUUUAAGUGCAGAUUUCGAAUGGUGCAUGUAGACCGGGACUCCAUUUACAUUAAGCUUGCAGAAGUUGGACUGGCUUAUCUGCGCGAUAAUGUCUACGGACUGGCUUUAGGCAAGCAGUAAUUGGACAUUUGUUGAUGUCUUCCCCCAUCCUGUUCCAACACAUAUUUUGUAAUAUUAUUUUACAAAGGAAUUUAAACAUUUACAUUUAGGUCAGAACAAAAUAAUUGGUUAACAGAUUUAAGUGUGAAUCAGUUUUGGGUUUUUUUUUUUUUUUUUUUUCAAUUCAUUGUUAUUGGUUUGGAAAAUUGUGAGAAUUAAGCUUCCUGAUAAAUCAUUUAAGAACCAAGUGAUCUUAUUGUAAUUAUGUUCAGUUUUUUAAACUGUGAAUAUACAAUUGUAAAUACCCUUUGUCUAAAAUUCAAAAAUUAAUUAUGGUAUAUUGAUUGUGCUUUGUAAAUAUAACAGUUUACAAUAAAUUGUUCUCGUCAUUUGAUUCUCUCA
Patiria miniata (bat star) is the source of this 4093-nucleotide messenger RNA. RefSeq names its product glutamate-rich protein 6-like. The transcript has 14 exons. The coding region runs from base 173 to 2662 and encodes 829 amino acids. Lineage: Eukaryota; Metazoa; Echinodermata; Asteroidea; Valvatida; Asterinidae. The record is from RefSeq and is a predicted model, not a curated record.